UUUUACAACUUUUACGCAACAAAUCCGGAAUCUACCUUCACCAGUUAUGUAUUCAAAACAUAUCUCUGUAUAAUGGAAUGUUCAAAUACCAGUAGUUGUUGUGUAUAAAGAUGGUGGUAACACAAUUUGCCUGUUCUCAUCUUCGCCGUCAUCUUGGUUGAUUUGACCCGAGGCCGAGAUUUGACUUCAUCCCAUUAUGGAAAAACCACCAAGUUUACUCGCAAUCAUCGUGGUAUUGAUCAGUCUUCUGACAUACUGUUUACACUAUGUAAAAGCUAAUGGAAAAGAUGACGCAAACAAGAACAAUAAUGGUGUUCCAGAGUGGCAUGGAACAGCUUUGAGCAUGGGUAUGGACAUAAAACCAAGUAGACAAGUUACAUUUAUUGAAAAUCCUCGCCCAACUACCAUGGAUGUAUCGGCCAUCUUGAAUUUUGACAAAAAUACGAAAAGCAACUCGGCUCAAGUUGAUUUGAAAGCUAGCCCGUCCAUGAUUGAUUCUGUCCGACAAACUGUCGCAUUCUCACUGAAAGAUAAAGACAAUGUGCUCCCAUCAAGGUUGGCGACGCAGCAAAAUGAGAUGAACGAAAAAGAUUCUGUUUCGAAUGGAGGCAAGGAAAAUGUGAGAAUGACACCUACUCCGAUUUUAAAUCACUCAGUAGUGACAAAAAAAGGAGCUGCAUCUGUGGAAAUAUAUCCAACAACCCAUGUGAACAAUAAACAUGCAAGUAGUAUUUUGUAUUCUGAAAUAAGGAAUGACUUGAACAUUGACUACACUGGAGUCAAACCAUCCACUCUAGUUACUCAGCAUGAACAUCAUCAAUUGCUGUCAUCAACUCAAUUGAAAAAAAAUAAAAUAAGUUUAUCUGAAAUUCACCCUACAAGAAGUAGUGCUCCUGAUAAAGAGUCUGCACCUGCUGUGAAUGCCUUUAAUGAUAACACCAGGAUGCAACUGACAACAAGUCCUGCAGCCAGUCAUUUGUCCUCCCUGAGUGAAGGAAUUCUACCCACACCAAUUGUUGAUAAUAAAUACCAGUCUGCUCCUCAGGGUAAAGAGGACAAGGAGAUGGAAGCUGAAUUUUUUUCCCAGCAACCGGGAUCAGUUCUAGAAAGACAUGAAACUGUAACAACUGGGACUACCAGGACUCAGAUUUUCUCAUCAUCAGUUGACAUGAACAAAAAAGUCUCUCAACCUACAGAAUCACAUAAACAAUCAGUAGAAAGCAAUGUUGCCUCAAAAUAUUUGCCAAUUACAAUUGUUCCAACUCCUACUGUUCCCAAUUGGCCAGAGGAUGACAAAAAUUACAAAGAUGGAGAUGAGAAAACUGUUUACCAAACAAGCUUGUAUCCUGAUAAUGCCAAGAGAACACCAGCAUUGCCAUUGCAAACGGUUACCAGGUUUGAUCUCACCAAGAUGGAGACCAAUGCAGUUGCCAUGACAACAAGUGCAUCUCCAACAGUGAAUAAUGAGGUCAAACCAGGGACUCGCCCUUCUGCUAAACCUGGGAAAAUAGGUCGUUCAAGUCACCUUUUGAGUCCAUUUCCUACAAUGCAGAGCAAUGCUCCAAUAAGCCAGUCAUCACUCGACCAUGUUGCAAAAGGAAGUAAUCGCCCCAGUCAUGUGACAUUAAUCCACCAAUCAACUCGCACUGUUACUGACCAAGCACCUCAUCCUUCAGAAGUUUCCAACAAAAAAAGUAAAGUGUUGUAUCUAAGUAAAGGAUACAGUCUACGACCCAUGGCAACACAGCCCAUGGCAACGCAGCCCAUGGCAACUAAGAGCCAUUUUAUACCUCCCACUUCAGCUUCUCCAACCAUUAAUCUCCCAGUGGGUAAAUCAAUUGCAACAAAAGUACCCGACAAAAUAAAGCACCCAACAACAACAAUUUCAUCCAAAGCAACUAUUAAGCCUUCAAUAUUUCCUUCAGUGGCUUAUCCAACUUAUCCAGAAAUCUAUAUAAAAAUUACCAUGAUGUUGUCUUGGUCAGAGUUUUGUCCACGUAGACAAGAAUUUAUCUCAAACCUGGUGAAAAUCGCUGAGCAGGUAUCAGCCAUCCAGACAAAAUUCAGCGUGGUUCUCUUGAACGAUUAUAAGUUUUGUGAUAAGGACAUGGUGAAUAUGAAGAGAAAGUCGGAGGUCAGCGUCGAUCUCUAUUAUGCUGUUAAAAUGAAAUAUAACAAGAAACUGACAAUCAAAUCAGGAUUCACUAUGGAGAGUAAUCUACACUACUUUGGCAACUUUGAAAAAAGUAUACACUAUAUAUCAAUUAGUGGUGUAGAUGUACAAGAACCAACCCAGUCAAUGGUUGGGCAGAGUGCACCAUAUUUUGUGGGAUGGACCAUUGGAAUUUGUAUUAGUACUGCAGUGUUUCUCUUUUGUAUAAUAUCAGGCACAUAUAAGAUUCGAAAAAUUCGACUUAGAAGGAUGCAGAUGGCUUCAAUGUAUGCCAGUGCUGGUGAGAGUGUAUUGACCAAUAAUAUGUCUAAUGAGGACACUGUGCAGCUGACUCCAAUCACUAUGCAAAAUAAUGGAGAGACGAAGAAGAUAAAGAAAAAAUCAAGGAAUUCCUUGUUGGCUGCUAUCAAUCAUGCCAUGGAAUUGGAUGAACCAUCCCAGCAGGUACUUCCCUCACACUCUCUAAGCAGCGAAAGUUUAUCAAAGUUUUAUACCUAUACAGAAGCCAUUGAGGAAGAGUUUCAGAGUCUUCCAGAUCCUGUUGCAAAAACAAGUGAGAUGCCAUCAGGAGUUGAGAAAAAGAAUCGUUACAGCAAUGUUAUACCCCCAGCAAAGAGCAGAGUUCAGUUGACGACUAGAAUUGGUGAGACCAACUCUGAGUAUAUUAAUGCGAACUUUGUCAAGGGUUACAAUGGCCAACGAAAAGCAUACAUAGCAACACAGGCUCCUUUAGAGAAUACGUUGGAGAACUUCUGGCGGUUGGUAUGGGAACAACAGUCUAGGGUCAUAAUAAUGUUAACAGACAUACAGGAAAACGGCAUUAAAAAGUGUUACCAGUAUUGGCCAACUCAAAAAGAAGGUUUGUUGUCCUCUCAUCUCUAUGGCGAUUAUCUGAUCUCAGUUGAGGAAAUACAAAAGAAGGAAUACUGUACGGUGAGCACAUUGCUGAUGAAGGACAUUGAGAAAAAUUUGUGUCGUAGGCUGACUCAUCACUGGUUCACGGCAUGGCCAUAUGACAACGUUCCUGACCAACCUGUAUCUGUUGUGUCUUUUUUGCUGGAUACCAGACAAUACAUCCAUGAACAUCAUGGCCCUGUUAUUGUACAUUGCAGUGCGGGUACUGGACGUACAGGCACUGUGAUUGCUGUGGAUAUUGGUAUGAGAGGUCUGGAAGACACACUGACUGUCAACGUACCCAAUACGGUGUGUCUGAUAAGACAAGACAGAUCACACGCCGUACAAACAAAGGAACAAUACAAUUACAUUUACCAGGCACUGCAAUAUUACGCGGAGAGACUGAGACAUCAUCAACAGACAUACUUGUAUGACAGCGAUGAGAUAGAUGAAGAUUUGUCUGUGUCCCCGCUAGAUGACAAAAACCCGCUCUGGGUUUGAAGAUAGAUGAUAGGCUUGGUUUUGAUGCUGUUUCAUAUCACAUUGCCCUAAAGGACAAUGGUUAUCUUGCCACAUACUUUCUAUAUGGAAC
Molecule: messenger RNA, 3659 nt
Organism: Saccoglossus kowalevskii
Lineage: Eukaryota; Metazoa; Hemichordata; Enteropneusta; Harrimaniidae
Biological process (GO): protein dephosphorylation; signal transduction
Cellular component (GO): plasma membrane; cytosol; cell junction
Molecular function (GO): protein tyrosine phosphatase activity; protein kinase binding
Source: RefSeq, a predicted model, not a curated record